GGCCGCGCCGAUGGCGGUGAAUUACGCGGCCGGGCUGUCCCCGUACUCGGACAAGGGCAAGUGCGGCCUCCCCGAGAUUUUCGACCCUCCGGAGGAGCUGGAGCGGAAGGUGCAGGAGCUGGCAGACCUGAUCCGGAGCUCCUCCAAUGUGGUGUUUCACACGGGAGCAGGGAUCAGCACGGCCUCGGGGAUCCCUGACUUCAGAGGUCCCAAUGGUGUCUGGACUAUGGAAGAGAAAGGGCUCUCCCCAAAAUUCGACACCACCUUCGAGAACGCCAGGCCCUCCAAGACUCACAUGGCGCUGCUGGGGCUGCAGAGAGUGGGAAUCCUGAAAUUCCUGGUCAGCCAGAACGUGGACGGCCUGCACGUGCGGUCAGGAUUCCCACGGGACAAGUUGGCCGAGCUCCACGGGAACAUGUUUGUGGAAGAGUGCGUGAAAUGCGGGAAGCAGUACGUGCGCGAUGCCGUCGUGGGCAGCAUGGGGCUCAAGCCCACGGGCCGCCUCUGCAGCGUCACCAAGGCCCGGGGGCUGCGGGCCUGCAGAGGGAAGUUACGAGACACUAUUCUGGAUUGGGAAGAUUCCCUGCCCGACCGUGACCUGACACUGGCAGAUGAAGCCUGCAGGAAAGCCGAUCUCUCCGUCACCCUGGGGACCUCUCUGCAGAUCAAACCCAGCGGGAACCUCCCGCUGAUCACCAAGAAGAGAGGAGGGAAGUUGGUCAUUGUCAACCUCCAAGCAACCAAACACGACCGCCAGGCCGACCUGCGCAUCCACGGCUACGUGGAUGAGGUGAUGACCAAGCUGAUGAAGCACCUGGGGCUGGAGGUGCCCGAGUGGACGGGGCCGGUGGUGGUGGAGAGCGCCGAGCUGGCCAAGGCCGAGCAGCUGCAGGGGCGGCUGAAGGAGGAGCCGCUGUCCCAGCACAAUGGCACGGGAGCGCCGUGUCCCGGGAACGCGCCGCUGGAGCGCCGCGACGGGCUCAAGCUGGAGUGUCCCAGCCCGGACACGGGGCCGACGCCGGUGAAGAAGAUGAAGGUGGAGCCUCUCCUCACCUGACCUGGACUGUCCCUGUCUCACCUGGGCUGCUUUUCCUACCAACUUUUUUUUAUACCCUUAAAUAUUGUCCCUUUUUUUAUGUCAGUAUUAAACGCACUUGAAUUGUG
Pseudopodoces humilis (Tibetan ground-tit) is the source of this 1164-nucleotide messenger RNA. The record is from RefSeq and is a predicted model, not a curated record. Lineage: Eukaryota; Metazoa; Chordata; Aves; Passeriformes; Paridae.